GUUUCGAUUUCGAUAUCAUAAGCGGCGACUGUCGCUAAAAUGAAAAUAGUAAAUUACAUAAAAUAACAAACGAAUAUAAUAAAGCUAUAUCCGUAUAUUAAUUAUUAAAUUCCAUUCUGUAUUGGCAGAAAAAUACUCAGUCGUAAAAAUGAAAACCUUGUUGAAAUUAGUGUUUGUAAUUUGCAUUAGCGGUACUCUAGCCAAGAAGUACAAGGAUGAGGAUAAACCGAAAUGGGCAAAAAAGGACAUUCGAGAUUUCACCGAUGCCGACAUGGAACGGCUUUUUGAUCAAUGGGAAGAAGACGAAGAACCGUUACCAGAGGAUGAAUUGCCUGAACACUUGCGCAAGCCGCCAUCUAUAGAUUUGAAAAACCUUGAUACUUCUAACCCAGAAGCCGUCUUACAAGCUACUAAGAAGGGCCAGACUCUUAUGAUGUUUGUCACUGUAGCCAAUAACCCAUCUAAAGCCAGAACCGAGGAGCUUACUAAGAUUUGGCAGACCAGUCUGUGGAGCAAUCAUAUACAGGCUGAAAGAUACUUAAUAGGAGACGAUAGAGCUAUAUUCAUGUUUAAAGAUGGAUCCCAAGCUUGGGCAGCAAAGGAAUAUCUUUUAGAACAAGAUGAGCUUAAAGAUGUACAACUUGAAAGCCAAACAUAUGAAGGGAAGAAACCCAAUGUUAGAAAUCAAGCUGUAAGGGAUGAAUUAUAAGAAAAUGAAACCUGUAAAACUAGUUUUGCCAAAACCGUUCUACUGCUGUCAUAAUAAAUAAGAAUAAAACCAGGGAUCUGCAUUUUUUGGAAACUAGAGAGUUUUAAGUAGAUAAUUAAAAAAAAUUUAUAAAAAAAGUAUAUUGUGAAAAAUAUCAGAAAUAUUAGAAGGCAUCUGUGGCACGGAAAUGUUCUUCGUCUAUUGUGGAAUAAAUAUGUCCUUCUCCACACAUCCAUUCCAAAAUGUUUCUGCAAAA
This is a messenger RNA of Aricia agestis (brown argus), 965 nucleotides long. RefSeq names its product LDLR chaperone boca (gene boca). The coding region runs from base 149 to 709 and encodes 186 amino acids. The transcript has 3 exons. Gene Ontology annotation, biological process: protein folding. NCBI's taxonomy places the organism in Eukaryota, Metazoa, Arthropoda, Insecta, Lepidoptera, Lycaenidae. The record is from RefSeq and is a predicted model, not a curated record.